UGUUAUUUUUUUAAUUUUUUUUUCUCUUUUCCACUUUACUAUACUACUAUGUUUAUGAUUAUUUAGCUAUUAGUAAGUGUGUAAAAAUUACUGCUUUGAAGUUUCAAGUUUUUGAUGUCAUAGCAUUUUAUCUCAUCUCCAGGUCAACAACCACCAAAUCCUUUGCUGUUACUUGGACAGUAUAGCGAUGAUGAUGAAUCAGAUAAAAGGCUUGAAGAUGGUGUUGUACACAAUUCAUUGGCUGACAAUGCUGAUCAGGUUAAGGGGCCACUCAACGAGGUUGAUGCAGGGGAAAGCCAAGCUUCUCAGAAUGCCAAUCAACAGGAUCAGGAGACAGAUUCUUUACCAUUGAAUGGUCUCAAGAACCUGGAAGGCAGUGAUACUAGAGAGAGAGAUGAUCAUGCCCCCAAUGACUCACACAAGGAAAAGGAUUCUUCUGCAAGCAACUCUAUCUCUGGGACUUCUGAACUGCAAGUCAUUGGAGAUGUGGGGUCAGGCUGGAGAAUGGUAAUGCAUGAAGAGAGUAAUCAGUACUAUUACUGGAACACUGAAACUGGGGAAACAUCAUGGGAAGCACCCAAUGUUUUGGCUCAGACAACCCAAUCAACCUCUGAUCAAAAAGCUUCUGCUAUUGAUCAUACCGAAAUUGCCCUUGAAGGCCCUCAUGAUUCCAAAUCAAAUUCAGGCGUCCAGUUAGAUGAUACUUCUGCUGCUGUAACCAUUGACAACUCUGUGGCUGGCAAUUUGAUCCAUGAAAGCAAAGUCUAUGACACUGGGGCCCAAUUGGAUGUGCAGGAUGUUGGAUACAAAACUGAAUCUCACCCUGAUGCCAAUGAAAUUGAAUCUCAAAGUAACUUCGCUGCAGUUAAUUCUCAUAUAGCCCUUGCAAGUUCACCUGGUUCUGAGAACUGCAUGCAAGCUGUGCUAGCCAGUGAAGAGCCUAAGAUGGAGAUUGAUAUCUCUUCUAAUCUUGUGAAACAAGGAGAGCGUUUAUUAGAAAGAAUGAAGUCGCUAAAACUGUCUGAAGACCACCUGCAAGGUCAGAGCUGGAUGUCAAAUUAUAUUUUAGAACUAGAAAUUAGACUUUCAGAUAUUAAGUCACUUCUGCUAUAUGGUUCCUCUAUGCUUCCUUUUUGGGUACACUCAGAAAGGCAGCUGAAUCGGCUGGAAGAUGCUAUUAAUAAUAAGAUUUACCAGUUUGCAAAAUCUGUUGCCAUGGAUGAAGCUGAUGAAACACCCAUCUCUUCUGGAGAGAAAUUGAAAACUCAUGAAAGUUUAGGAAAUGAAUCUCAACCUGAUGGAAAUGAAAGCAACACAACUUCUUCCACUCCUGAUGUUUCUCCUGUUUCUGCUGAUGUCAAUGCAUUAAGAGCAGUCAAGUUUGACUCAAAUGGUCAAGCUCAACAAAAUGUUGCUUGUGUUUCUUCCUUAGGAUCACCUGCUGAACAUUUGGAAAGUGGUGCUACAGUUAGUCCGCAAGUUGUUGGAAAUGCUCAUUCAGAUGACACUAAUUCUAAGAUUGGAUCCUAUGCUGGAGAGGAUGAUGACAUGGAUGUUGACAUGGAAGUUGAGGAUGCAAUCCCAGCAAGCACCACCAUGCUCAGAGAUGUUCCGAGUACCAGAAACUCUGCUUCCCUCGAGCAAUAUCCAGUGGCAGAACACUCAGCUGGUGUACCACUUCCAAAUGAAGAUUGGAUUCCCCCACCACCACCAGAUAAUGAUCAGGUUCCUCCACCGCCUCCUGAUGAUGAACAAGUUCCUCCACCACCACCACCUGAUGAGCCUGCUGAAUCAUAUCCUCUGCCUCCAUCUUAUAUGGAGACAGGACAGCCACUCUCUUGCCCAGAACAGUACAACAUAUCAUAUCCAGAUUCUGCUUACCUGUAUUAUGGGCAUGGGCAUGGGGUUACUGAAGUCCCAGUUAGUAAUAUGUACGGACACGUUGAUGCAAACCAGGUUGUUGUUCCCCAGGCAUCUAUUUACUAUCAGACAGUGCCAAACACUGCUGCAUCACUCUUGGUUAACCCUGUUGAUACUAAAAUAUUUUAUGACCUUCACGGCCAACAAGUGCCUUCUUUACCAGUAGAUAGCAGUGCUGGAUCUUCUCAUUUACCCAGCGAAUCAGAUCCCAUGACUUACAGUAGUCUUGCUUCAAAUAAAAGUGGAUCUACUGGUGCUGUUCCAAUAGAAAGAUCCACUGUAAUGAAUAAUGUUUCUGUUUUCACUGAGAAGACUGAAAUUGCGUCAGGUGGAGUCUCUUCUAGUUCAGCCACCACUGAAGCUCCUGCAACUCUUCCUGUAAAAGAAAGUGUUUCUGCAGCAGCAGCAGCAGCAGCUGCUGCUGCCGCAGCUGCAGCUGUGGCUGUUGCUGGUUCUUCAACAACUUCAAAGUUACAAUCUAAAGCCUUGCGAGGUAAAAAGCGCACAGUUGCAGUUGCUUCAUCCUUGAGAUCUAGUAAGAAGGUCUCUAGUUUGGUGGACAAGUGGAAAGCUGCCAAAGAAGAGCUGAAUGAGGUAGAGGAAGAUGAGCCUGCAAAUGCUUAUGAAAUCUUAGAGAAGAAGCGACAACGGGAAAUAGAGGAAUGGCAUGCUCAGCAAAUUGCAAGUGGUGAGGCCAAAGAUAAUGCAAAUUUUCAGCCAUUAGGUGGCAAUUGGCGUGAAAAAGUAAAGCGGAGAAGAGCUGAGAAGGCCAAAGAAUCCAAAGCAUCUGUGGAUAUUUCAGCAGAAGUCCUUCCUGAUGGAAACCAGGAAUCUGAUUUAGCUGAACUCUCAAAGAACCUCCCUUCUGGAUGGCAGGUUUAUUGGGAUGAAGCUUCAAAACAGGUCUACUAUGGGAAUAUCAACACUUCAGAGACAACCUGGACCAGACCGACAAAAUGAUAUCAGACUUAAUCAGUUUUCUACUGUUCUGUUUUUUUGGGUUGUAUCAAUAUUUUCUCUGCUUAAAAUUUUCCAAUUGUAUAUUUUGUUAGAGAUGGAUGUUGAAUUUUCCAAGCAAAAAGAAAGAAAUCAUAAGUCGCUCU
Messenger RNA from Rubroshorea leprosula, 3023 nucleotides. The record is from the annotation of a GenBank genome assembly. Lineage: Eukaryota; Viridiplantae; Streptophyta; Magnoliopsida; Malvales; Dipterocarpaceae.